UAUGGCAAAGCCGAAAAAGCCAGUAAUUAUGUUAUCCACUGCCCAUUACCGUCAAAGCACCGAUCCAUUGAAAGGAUUUAAGCCAGAUCAAAUUUUGGACUACAAUAAAUUUAAAGCGGGGGUAGAUACAAGGGAUCAAAUGUUGACUGGCUAUUCGUGCAAACGCUCGACAAACCGUUGGCCACUGUCAAUGUCUUAUAAUAUGCUUGAUAUUGUCGGUUUGGCCUCAUUCAUCAUCUAUGACGAGCUGAAUCCGGCAAAGCAGAGUGAUAAGAGGCGCUCAUUUAUCAUUGAAUUGGCACGGCAGCUAGUUAUCCCACAUAUGACGAAACGCGCGACUAACCCAUUAGUAUGGAGGUUUGCUCAUAUAAGACAAGCAAUGAAUCUUUUCAAUAUCAAGGUACCGGAAUCUUGUCCAUCGACAUCAGAUGCAGCACAGCAACAAUCAUAUGCUCAAGUUGCUUCAACACGGUCAUCGUGCUACUGCUACUGCUUCUUCUUCGAAAAAGCGACGUAAAACUCGUUAUAACUGCAGCAAAUGUAAUCGUCCCAUAUGUCUUAAUGAAUAUUCCAUGCAACUAUAUAGUUGUAAACCCAAUUGCUCUUCGUAAUUAAUACUAAUCCGAUCAAAUAAAUAAAUAAAAUUAUUUUUAAAACCGUAUUUCUUACAUUAUUUGUAUGG
Messenger RNA from Anastrepha obliqua, 682 nucleotides. RefSeq lists its product as uncharacterized. The record is from RefSeq and is a predicted model, not a curated record. The coding region runs from base 2 to 517 and encodes 171 amino acids. The transcript has 2 exons. Lineage: Eukaryota; Metazoa; Arthropoda; Insecta; Diptera; Tephritidae.